Messenger RNA from Styela clava, 3861 nucleotides. RefSeq names its product H(+)/Cl(-) exchange transporter 4-like. The record is from RefSeq and is a predicted model, not a curated record. Gene Ontology annotation, biological process: transmembrane transport; chloride transport. Gene Ontology annotation, molecular function: voltage-gated chloride channel activity. Lineage: Eukaryota; Metazoa; Chordata; Ascidiacea; Stolidobranchia; Styelidae. Gene Ontology annotation, cellular component: synaptic vesicle; early endosome; plasma membrane.
UAUAGUCCAACCAGACAGCCGGACAAUAGAAUGGAUAUUCAUCUAAACCAGGGGUGUGCAACAUGCGGCCUGUUACCUGCAAGCCAUUUAGUGUGGCACUUGUCAACACUCAGGUUUUUCCCAUCAAGCAUGAAAUCCUGAUCUGAUAGUUUAUGUUUAGAAAGUUGCUCACAUGAGUGAAAAUACAUAAUGUUUUUUUUGCUCACGUCGUUGCAUUAAAUCAUUCGCCGAUUUUCCCAUUGCCUUUAUUACGUAUUCUCUUCUUUUACCUUUCUCGCGGCGCUAUAGUUGUUGCUAAUGUAUUUUGUUGCUGCGGGCUUUCAUAACACUCGGACAUUUGUUUACAACAUUGAAUUGCAGGAUGUUAUGGAAACCAAGAGAAAACACUCUAAAAACAGUUUGGUCAAUUUAUUGAAAAUUGUACGCUCAUUUUCCUAUAUUUAGACUACCUCAGUCAUAAUGCUUCCUUUUAAUUUGUAUUUUAGUGAACUGUAAAAAUUUGGUGAUAGUAAAACACAGAAAACAUAAAUAAAAUGGCCAAUAGUGCUGUUUCUCCAACUGAUCCGUACGAUGAGUCAUCUUUCAUGUCAUCAGCAUGGGUGUCUCAUGGAACUACAUUCAAUCCCCUGUCUAAUGGUGCAGUAAGUGACACAGAUGAUGAAUUAAUCAGUGCAAUGCCAUAUAAAGAUGAUGUUUUCAAGGAAGAUGAUGAACCUCCUUUGAAUAUUUCAACUUUUCAUAAUAAAGCUGAUGUAGAUUCCCCAAGUUCAAGGCGACAUCUUCUUGAAGCACUUGACAAAGGAAUGGGAGUAGGUUGGGAUGAAGUUGGAACUUACGAGGAUUUUCAUACUAUCGACUGGCUUCGAGAAAUGUCAAGAGACAGGUUACGACAUCGUCAAAUUAUUCAUAGAAAACGAGAAUCAUGGCAUAAGUUUUUUAAGGGUAUGCAUGAUGCAUGGUCCGGUUGGCUUGUCGUUUUACUUGUUGGACUCGCAGCUGGUACUUGUGCUGGUAUUAUUGAUAUUGUCUCAAAAUGGAUGACGGAUUUAAAAGAAGGAAUAUGCCCUGAUAAAUUCUAUUUAAACAAAGAAUCAUGUUGUUGGAGUGCCAAUUUUUCUUUGGAUCAAAAUUCCUGUUCUGAAUGGAAGACUUGGAGCGAAAUGUUUUUCAAUGAAAAUAUGAAUGGUGCUGGCGUAUAUAUUGCGAAUUAUGCCGCAUAUGUUAUUAUUGCUGUUCUUUUAGCUACGAUGGCUGUAAUAUUGGUUCGUACGUUUUCACCAUACUCUUGUGGUUCUGGUAUUCCAGAAGUAAAAACUAUUCUCAGUGGCUUUAUUAUCCGUGGUUAUCUUGGGAAAUGGACUUUACUGAUUAAAUCUGUUGCAUCCCCAUUGGCUGUGUCAGCUGGACUGAGCUUAGGUAAAGAAGGUCCACUUGUUCACGUUGCAUGCUGUUGCGGAAAUAUAUUUGCUCAUCUAUUUCCAAAAUAUGGUAAAAAUGAAGCUAAACGCCGUGAAGUAUUAUCAGCGGCAUCAGCAGCUGGAGUAUCAGUGGCGUUUGGUGCUCCAAUUGGUGGCGUUUUGUUCAGUUUAGAAGAAGUUAGUUACUAUUUUCCUUUGAAAACAUUAUGGAGAUCAUUCUUUUGUGCGCUUGUUGCUGCUUUUAUACUUCGUUCCAUUAAUCCUUUUGGCAAUUCUCAUCUUGUUAUGUUCUACGUUACUUAUAAUAAGCCGUGGUUUCUUUUUGAACUCUUACCUUUUAUACUAUUAGGGGUAUGUGGGGGUCUUUAUGGUGCUUUUUUCAAUCACUCUAAUCUUCUGUGGUGUAAAUUUCGUAAAAAUUCUAAACUUGGGCAAUAUCCCAUUCUUGAAGUUGUUUGUGUAACUCUGAUUACUGCUCUUGCCUCAUUUCCGAAUCCAUACACAAGAAAAAACACCAGUGAACUCAUAGCAGAACUAUUUCGAGAAUGUGGACCAGAUGACACGUCCGAUAUUUGUGAUUAUGCUCCAGCUAACGUAACAUUACCAAAUGCUAUUUCAUCGCCAGCAAGCGAUAUAGGCGAAGGCAUGAAGACUGCUUUGUGGCAGCUUGCUAUUGCUCUGGCUUUUAAAUCUGUCAUCACUAUAUUUACAUUUGGGAUUAAAGUUCCUGCUGGACUUUUUAUACCCACUAUGGCAGUUGGUGCAAUAACUGGCAGAAUGCUUGGCAUUGGAGUUGAGCAAUUAGUCAAUCAAUAUCCAGAUGUAAUUCUGUGGAAUCAGAGCUGCAGUCCCCAGAAAAAUUGUGUCACACCUGGCUUAUAUGCAAUGGUUGGUGCUGCUGCAGCCCUCGGAGGAGUCACCAGAAUGACUGUCUCUUUGGUUGUUAUAAUGUUUGAGCUCACUGGUGGUUUGCAAUACAUUGUACCAUUGAUGGCUGCUGUGCUAACUAGCAAGUGGAUUGGAGAUGCAUUUGGAAAAGAAGGCAUUUAUGAUGGGCAUAUACAUUUGAAUGGUUAUCCAUUUCUUGACAGUAAAGAGGAAUUUACCCAUACAACGUUAGCUACAGAUGUGAUGAGACCUCGAAGAAGUGAUCCACCAUUAACCACGAUUACACAGGAAGGUAUGACAGUUGGUGACUUGGAAACUAUUAUAAAAACAACAAAAUAUAAUGGAUUUCCUGUUAUUAAUACCAAAGAAUCUCAGCGAUUUGUCGGCUACGUUUAUCGCCGAGAUUUAAUUGUUGCUCUUGAAUCUGCUCGUCAACGUGAUGACGGAAUAGUGAGCACAUCGCAAGUAUUUUUCAAACUGGACACAAGUUUGCUUAGUGCUGGAGAACGAGUUCAGAGCAAAGUAACAUUGUUCAACAUUGUGGAUUUCAGCCCAAUUACUGUUACGGAUCACACACCUAUGGAAAUAGUAAUGGAAAUUUUUCGGAAACUUGGAGUAAGACAAACGCUUGUCACUCAUAGUGGGAAACUGUUGGGUAUUAUUACUAAAAAAGAUGUUUUGAGACAUGUUGCUCAGAUAAACCAGCAAGACCCAGAUUCAAUCAUGUUCAACUAAAUCAAUCAUCAGAAUGUUUGAUCUGACACCCAGUAUAAAAUUGAGCAGUAUUCCAAUUUUUUCAGGCAUCUCAAUAUUGCAUGUGCUUAUGAAUGACAAAAGACGAUAAGUUUAUUUCAUCAUGCAAGAAAUCAAAACACAAAUCAUUACAUGAAUGUUUAUACAUGUACAUGUUAUUAUGAAUGUUUACGUACAAGGAAGCAUAAACAUAGAAGUUGUAUCAAUUGUAGCGAAAUUGAAUAUUUAAGUUGUGGAAUAUUUAUUUGGGUUUCACCCAGGGCUCAUAAAACUUGAAAAAGAUUACUUCCUUGGAAUUUUGACUAGAGCUCACAACUUGAGAAAACCAAAUUUUGAUGGUUCAGCAUAUGAAAGUGUAAUUGUCUGUUGUGAAUGUUUCGUUAACUUAAUGCUUUUUAGGUUCUGUCCAAAGUUUGCACUUUAUCAUCACCAUUAAAGUCUGCAAUGUCGACUCCCAACUCUGGAGAGUUUGAAUAUACAGCUCGGACUUCUCAAACAUGUGUGACUUAACAGCUUUGGUUCAAUUUGUCUUUUCAGUAUGAGAUCCCAACAUGAUUUUCCUGACAGACUGAACCGUCAACAUAAGACUUCUUUCUGCCUUGGUUUACAUUUCUUAUUCAAAGUAGUAGCAAAUUACACUUUUAUUUCCUUUUCAAAUAUACCUGGAGAUUAUGAUUAUAUAUUGCUGUGAAGAUUCCUAUUAUAUUUAUGCAUAUCGUUCAGUUCAUUUAAAGCUUCGUCAUGUUCUGUAUUAUGGUAAUGUAUGUCAUAUAAAUAUAUAUAUAUACUGGUAUCUAUAAAA